GGACGCGAUCCACGACGAUGUCUUUGCCCGUAAUCAACAUCAACAUUAGCUACGACGAUGAACGAGAAAAGAUACAGGACUUUCUGUCCAAUUUCGUCAGUCCAGAGAAGGACCUCGACAGACGCUUCGCCGAUAUUGGUAUAAGUGACGCCGAAGAUGAAGAUCAAUCAUCUCGAGGUAGAACAAUGAAGUACAUGGAUCAACUUCAAAGAAUAGCGAACAGAGAACAACAAAUGCUUACCAUUGACCUCGAGGACAUUUCUCAGCACGAGAAAAACGUCGCAGAACUAGUGGCCCGUAUUAUAAACAACGGACGCCGUUAUGUUAUGUUGUUCAGUGAAGUCGUGGACAAGCUCAUGCCACUCCCUACAAAGGAUAUUAGUGACCAAGAUGAAGUUAUCGAUGUUAUUCUGCAUCAAAGGCGGGAGAGGAAUGAGCAGACAGAGGGUACACAAGAUGGCUUCCCGAAGCAUCUUCUCAGGCGAUACAACCUAUAUUUCCAGCCUUUACGCUCUGAUAUAGCCAUGGCUGUUCGCGAUGUCAAAGGUGUCAACCUGGGAAAAGUCAUCACUGUUCGUGGAAUCGUUACUCGUGUUUCAGAAGUCAAGCCGCUACUUCUCGUAAAUGCUUAUACAUGCGAUGUUUGCGGCUCCGAAACUUUUCAAGAUAUAUCCAACAAAUCAUUCACUCCUAUCGCUGAUUGUCAAAAUGAGUCUGAAUGCAAGAAAAACAACAUCCGAGGGUCUCUUCACAUGCAAACCCGUGCGUGUCGGUUUAGCCCAUUCCAGGAGGUGAAAAUCCAGGAAAUGGCCGAUCAAGUACCUGUCGGACAUAUACCACGUUCUAUGACUGUGCACGUUCACGGUAACCUCACACGCAUGAUGAAUCCCGGGGACGUUGUGCAUCUCGGCGGCAUUUUUCUCCCCAUUCCAUACACUGGUUUCCAAGCUAUCCGUGCUGGUCUGCUUACCGAUACCUAUCUGGAGGUACACCACAUUAACCAACUCAAGAAACAAUAUAGCGAUAUGGAAGUAACCCCGCAAAUCCAGCGAGACAUUGAUGAAUUGAAGGUAGAUCCUUCGCUUUAUAACAAGCUUGCACAAAGCAUUGCCCCCGAAAUAUACGGUCAUAUGGAUGUCAAAAAAGCGUUACUACUGCUUCUUGUGGGCGGUGUUACUAAAACAAUGGGAGAUGGAAUGAAGAUCCGAGGUGACUUGAAUGUCUGUCUCAUGGGUGACCCUGGUGUUGCCAAAUCUCAAUUGCUCAAAUACAUCUCGAAAAUCGCACCCAGAGGAGUAUAUACCACCGGUAAAGGUUCUUCAGGGGUUGGUUUGACCGCAGCAGUCAUGCGUGAUCCUGUCACGGACGAGAUGGUAUUAGAGGGAGGUGCUCUCGUCCUGGCCGAUAACGGAAUCUGUUGUAUUGAUGAAUUCGAUAAAAUGGAGGAGUCAGACCGAACUGCAAUUCAUGAAGUAAUGGAGCAACAGACUAUCUCAAUCUCCAAAGCUGGUAUCUCUACCACUUUGAAUGCUAGGACCUCCAUUCUUGCUGCCGCUAAUCCUUUAUAUGGUCGUUACAAUCCGAAGGUCUCUCCAGUAGACAAUAUCAACCUUCCAGCUGCUUUACUGUCACGUUUCGACCUUCUCUUCCUUAUACUCGAUAAGCCAAAUAGAGACGAUGACGAACGGCUUGCCCAGCAUGUUACAUACGUGCAUAUGUAUAACACGCACCCCAAGUUGGAAUAUGAGCCAGUGGACCCGUUGCUUAUGAGGCAUUAUAUUGCACAAGCGCGACAAAGGCGACCCACCGUACCACCCCAGGUCUCUAGCUAUAUCGUUGACUCGUAUGUUCGUCUCCGUAAACUUUCCAAAGACGAGGAAGAACAGAAGAAAUCACAUUCCUACACUUCUGCACGGACGUUACUCGGAGUUUUGCGUCUUGCCCAAGCCCUUGCUCGCUUGCGGUUCUCAGAUAGCGUUGAGCAUGCAGACGUAGAUGAGGCCUUGCGGUUAAUGGAGUGCAGCAAAGAGAGUCUAAAUGACGAGGAAGACAAGGAAUACGAACCGGAUAGGUCUGCAGUCAGUCAAAUAUUCCGGCUCAUCAAAGGUAUGGCUCGCAGAGGUGGGCGGAAGCCGAAGAGGCAGAGACGAUUGGGGAAAGGGCCCGGUGGUCAACGUGAUAGGUAUGACGAUUCGGAUGAUGACGAAAAUAGCGACGAACUCCCACUCAUUGAUAUCCGCUCCCGCAUUUUGGGAGCCGGAUACACGGAGGCCCAACUACACGAGACCAUUGUAGAGUAUGAGGCUCUAGAUGUCUGGAUACGUGUAGCAAAUGGCGCAAAAAUUCGUUUCAUGGACAAUGUUUCAUAAAACCUUUCAUAAAUGCUGUCGAUAUCUUGUUGAAUGUACCUGUAGCUUCUUGUGGUAUAUAUUAUGUAGUGCAUAAAUACAAUGUUCUCCGAAUAAAUGGAAUGGAACAACUAAAGUUCACUGUGUUUGUGAUGCAUGUUCCCAGCUUCCAUCCCCACUACCGCUACUAGUAGAUCUGCCAUCGAGACUAUGCCGCUCAGAAACGUGGUCCGCUAAGCGGUCUUCUUCAGGAUCGUCCCUAUACAACGGCGCAGGGCCAGCAGUAGACGGUUCAUCAUCAUCCAAAAAUCCAGAAUGGAACUCUAGUGCUCCUGGAUGAUCUGGAGACCGACUAGGCCUCAGCCCAGUUUCCUCAUCAGCAUCCUCAUCAUCUGAAACCUCCCCGAAUGCAUCGUACAACUCCUUGGUGCGGGGUCUUCCAGCGUUAGAUGGACCACUCUGGGACAUGGAGCCCAUAGCAACGUCCUCGUCGUUCCGGAGGGAUGAAUAUCGAGCUCUUCGACGAACUAGCCUGCGCCUCCAGAAGAAUACACCAGCGCUUAUACCGAAUAGUACAACGGCUCCAAUGGCACCAAAGAACCACUUCUGGCCUGAUACGAGGCUGGACAUGUCAGCAAACCAGCCUUCGUCGGGGGUAGGCGUCAUAGUGGCACUGGCGGUCGACUCUGCAGCGUCGUCUUGCCCUCCGG
Serpula lacrymans var. lacrymans S7.9 is the source of this 3058-nucleotide messenger RNA. RefSeq lists its product as uncharacterized. The record is from RefSeq and is a predicted model, not a curated record. The coding region runs from base 18 to 2369 and encodes 783 amino acids. Gene Ontology annotation, cellular component: MCM complex; nucleus. Gene Ontology annotation, molecular function: ATP hydrolysis activity; single-stranded DNA helicase activity; ATP binding. The transcript has 9 exons. NCBI's taxonomy places the organism in Eukaryota, Fungi, Basidiomycota, Agaricomycetes, Boletales, Serpulaceae. Gene Ontology annotation, biological process: double-strand break repair via break-induced replication; DNA replication; DNA replication initiation.